CAUUUUAAAUUAUUGUUUUGUUUCCCUUUUUCUCAAAAUUCUUCCGAAUAAAGACGAACUGAAGUGGUUUUUGGUUUCAAACUGUAAAAUUGAUAUUAAAAAAAAAAAAAAGUUGUAGCAUUUUAUUGUUUCCCUUUGUCUCAAAGUUGCUCCGAACAAGGACGAACUGGAGUGAUUUCUCAGGAGCGAGGGGCAAAAUCGCUAAAAAUUCCAACUCUUUUUACGAACAUUUCCAACUUAACUUCUUAAAAUUUUGAAACAGAAAAACGAACAUGCCUGAGCGAAAGCGAGAACAGAAGCUUUUAAAAACGUGUGUUUCGAGAAGUAAAAAAACAAUAUUUUUUAUGUAGGGAGAUAAUCUUCUAUAUUUUUUUAGCUUAGAAUUUAAAUCGAUUUUUUUUAAAAAUUGUAAUUGGGAAAUGAAAAAGCAAAUAAGCUUGAUUAGCUCGAGGGCAAAAGCUUUCGAAAAUUCCCAUUUCGAGAAGUAAAAAAAAACUAUGUUUUGUAUGUUUCUUAUGCAUAAGUUUAACCUUUAUUUUUUUGGCUUCAAAUUUUAGAAUUUAAUUUUAUAUAGGACUAUUUACAAAAAAUCAAUUCUAAAAUAGAAAAUCGAACCGAUCCGACUGAAGCGAGGGCAAAAAAACUUUUGAAGAUUCGUGUUUCGAGAAGAUAAUAUUUUUUAUGUGAAUUUAUUUUACGUUCGUCGUCGUCGUGGUUCCUUGUCCUUUACAGGACAUUGGAAAUCGCAUUUUUGUGGUACCCUUACAGGGUGAGGCGAAUGCCUAUUGCCACUGCGAUUAUUCUGGGGAAUCGACGUUGUUUCGAGCUUCCACUAGUAGUUUCCCGUUGCUUUCUAGUGACAUCUACACAAGCACCUUGGAGCUAGCCGGGUAGUUUAGAGACCCUGAGCUCCUCAGUGUUGACCUCUAUAGACGCUCGAACCAGUUUCAGCUUUUUGAUUCUGCUAACAGAUGGCGUGCAUUAUCUGUUAGCUCGGCUAAACUGGUAGUCCCCCGGUACUUGGCGUGUAAUGUUGAUAAUUGCACGAACGAUUUUUUAAUUACACGCACAAGCUUGCCUCUGUAGCUGGGUUUGAACCGGGUACCUCUUGAACGGAGGUCCGCGGCUCUACCUACUACGCCACCGAGGGACUAUACGUUCAAUAAAGUGUAAAUACUUUUUUGAAUUUGAAUGACAGUUCUGUUGAAAUUUCAAGUUUCCGAGAGCAGAAGUUUUCAAAAGUUUAUAUAACUCAAGAAGCAAAACGUUACGUUUACGUAAGUUAUUCAAAUGAGAAAUGAAUUUUUCCACCUUUAGAAUUUUUUAAAACUGUAAAUUCAUUAUAAAUUUCCUUGCUUUAAUAUUUUUGGAAAAUUUUUUGAAUUUGGUCAAUUUUUCAAAUUUUUUCAAAACGUUUUGUAAAUGCAAUUGUUUAUAAUUUUGUCAAAAUCAUAAAAAUUUGCCAAUUUUUUUAGUCAAUUAGUCAACAUUAGAAAAAUUUUUAGUCAGGUCGUCAUAAUGAUAGUUUGCUGUUUUUUUACAGUCAAUUUCUCAAAUUUUUUUGAAAAAUUUCACUCAAGUCGUCAGUUGGCAUUUUUAAGCCAUGAUUUAUUGUGUUAAUAUCCGAUUGGUUUUUACUAGCAAUUCAGAAGUUGGUAAAAUGUCAACUUUGCCAACUUUUCCAACUACACAGGAGAGGCAGGCUGCCCCCUGCCCUUUUUAGUUUCGUCCCUGCUCCUGAAAAACUAAUCUACCAACCAAAUUUAUUAUUAAUGAAAAAAAAAAAAAAAAAAUCAUAAUAACAUUACUACUUACCUACUUAUUUUAUCAGUACAAAAUCGAACUUAAAAUAAAAAUCCACAAAAAAAUCAUUCGUUCUCAUAACAACCUAACUUUAAUUUGUUUUUAAAAGUAAAAAUUGAAAAAUUUACUUUGCUAGCUUUAAAUUUGGUUCUGAGGGUUUGAGGGACCUGGCUCUUUCAAUGCAUUAAAUUUCAGCUCGGUCGUACUUUUUUUUUUAGCAAGAUGUCCUUAUUUUGAUCAUUUAUGUAGUGAAAUUUCUCAAUUUUUUAUUUAAAUUUCAAAUAAGAUAUCCUCAAUUUCAAACCAUUCAAAUUUUCAAAAUAUUUGUUACCUAUCUAGAAUGCCUAUCUAAUCAAAUUUCGUAGAACAUUAGGAAAAUUCUGUUUAUAAAAUUUUUCCUCGUAAAUACAAAUUCAAUUAAAAAUCAACCCAACCACAAAAAACCAGUCAGUCGAAAGACACGUUGUAUUCGCCGAUCGGUCCGAUUUUUAAUACAUAGUACUUCCUAUAGCGAGGAGAUAACCUUGAUACCUUAAGUUAAGCAGUAAGCACAUAGGUAUGUACAGGGUGCCCAGAAAUAUCGAGUACCCCUAAAAAAGUUUUCUACUAAAAUACUUUGGUUGGUCACAGUGAAUGAUAAUAAUGAAAGCACAUGAUUGGUUGUUGGACUGGAGAGAUAACAUUCCACCAAUCAUAUGCAUCUAUUUCACGUUGCCAACUUAUAUUUUUAAUAAAAACUUUCUUCGGGGUACUCGAUAUUUCUGGGCACCCUGCAUCUUGCUGUAUUAAUUAUCGAGAUUCCCUCCUCUUUUAAUAUUUGUAGUGUGAUAGGUAUAUAGUUACACCAAUUUAAUUUUUUUCAUAUUUUUAAAUUAUUUUUCGUUUGUGAAUGAUUAGAAAUACCGGUGAAAAAAAUGAUUAAUUCUAUGAAGCGUUUUAAUAAAAUUUGUGUUUAUUUAAUUUUACUAAAUUUUUGCUCUAAUUAUUUUAGUGCAUCAUGCAUUUCUUCGAGAUCCACGUUUAAAAAUGAACAAAACAUCGAUGAAACAGAAGGAGAAUUUUAUCAAUGUAAUGAUGGAAUUAAUGGGACAUGUAUUGGCGAAAAAUUAAAAUGCGAUGGUACUCGUAUAAGACAUCGCUGCAAUGGAUGUGAUAAAUGGGCAAUGAUGUGUGAUGCACCUUCAGUUAAAAUUGGAAAAGAACGAUCUUCUGGUGAUUAUUGUACAACGCUUUCGCCAUCUCCACACAAAACUACCACAUUUUACAACUAUAAUGGCGAUGGCGAUGCGAAUUCAAAAUGUUACGCUGCAGAUAGAUUGAUUCGAGAAUUUUCUCAUUUUUCGCAGAUUAUCACAUGCAGUCCGAAUUAUAUGAGAUCAGUUUUCCAAGGCGUUUGGUGGCCUUCCAUUGAUGAAUAUUACAAAGCAAAUAAUCGAAGAUUGGAGAAUGCUGAUUAUUAUGGAAUUCUUGUGGAUAAAGUCAGCAGAAAUUACUGCCGAGAAGAAAUCAGAAAUCAAAAAAUUUUCAAUGUUACAGGAUGGGGGAGAGCUGUGUCUAGUGCUGGUGAUUCGAGUGGAAAAAUGUUAUCCUUUACAGAUUUUCAACCAUACGAGUAUAUUACUUUUGAUAAGCUGAGGGCAGGUUCUGAAACAGGUGAAGCUCGUCGGAAGAUGCCAAUCAACAGCCAAGACAAAGAUAGCCUUUUAUCAAUUGAUUAUCAUAUGCACUGUCAUGCUCUGCAUGAUUUCAACAAUCUCAGUCACCAUCCAUUUGUUGAAAUUUCUGCAGUCUGAAGCGCCACAAAGCCUGUCAACUAGGAACCUUACUUUUUACUGCUUCUUCUUAUUGUUGAUCUAUAUUUUUACAAUUAUUCGUUUUGCUUUACUCGUAAUGGAUUUAAAAGAUUACUUGCUGGAUUCGAUGAUUAUCAUUGAACAUCUGAUUUUGACAUCAACGUUUAUAAAAUUCGUUAUUGCUUUGGAUCUUUUCUUGUCCUUCCGUAAAAUUGCUAUCUAUUUACAAAACACUAGUUCUUUGGCUACUCAAAGUGAAAAAUUUAUUAUUUAUUGUCUUCUUGGCAUCGGCAUUCCUUUAUUUUACACAUUAAUUUUUCAUUAUUUAUGUAAUUUUCAGACCGAAUACUUGAUCUCGUAUUAUGGACCGUUUGCUAUCGUGAGAUAUAUUCGUUUCACGCGUUUAUUUUUAAUUAUCGGUGCAUAUUGGUAUAUUAGAUCAGCUAGCAUGGAAAGGAAAGAAUUAUGGUCGAAGUAUGGUUUGCAUUUACGUAUGCUUACGAUGCUAGGUGGAGUUUCUGCUUUGAUAAGCAUUGCAGAGGUUGUUUCAAUUGUGAUGCAUAAAGAUGAGUAUUAUGAGAAUUAUCCCAAAAACAAAGUAGAUGUGACAUCGGUUUAUUUUUUUAUUCAUUAUUUGGGAUGUAGUUUAGAAGGGAUUGUGAUUGGGGUAUUAUUCACAUUCAGAGAAGAAACAUUUCAGCCAAUACCAAUUCCUAGUCCUACUGCUUCUUCCAAUGGUACAUCCCGUCAACAAAUUGCAUAGUUCGUGAAACAUAAAAGCAUUGUAACAAUAGAAUAUUUUUAAAUUUAAAAAAAAAAUUAAAAAAUUAAAAUUGUAAA
Planococcus citri (citrus mealybug) is the source of this 4436-nucleotide messenger RNA. RefSeq lists its product as uncharacterized. NCBI's taxonomy places the organism in Eukaryota, Metazoa, Arthropoda, Insecta, Hemiptera, Pseudococcidae. Bases 2718 to 3596 code for a protein of 292 amino acids. The record is from RefSeq and is a predicted model, not a curated record. The transcript is spliced from 5 exons.